Messenger RNA from Myotis myotis, 2109 nucleotides. RefSeq lists its product as uncharacterized. The transcript has 7 exons. NCBI's taxonomy places the organism in Eukaryota, Metazoa, Chordata, Mammalia, Chiroptera, Vespertilionidae. Bases 1 to 804 code for a protein of 267 amino acids. The record is from RefSeq and is a predicted model, not a curated record.
AUGGCGAGUGGGGAAGAGCCAGCCCCACGCCGGUCCGCCUCCCGCCCGCGGCCCAGCCUCCCGCCCGCUCGCCGCCUCGCUCAGCGCUCCUUCGCCCCGAGUUCUCCAGCCCCUGGAUCCCGGGCUCGCGGGGGUGCGCAGAAGAGGACCCAGGAAAGGAAUGAGCCUGCCACCUGGGCGCAUCAGGACGAGGCUCCAACCAACUGCGCCUCCGGCCAGACCAGGGCGUGUCUUCCAGCCUCGUCUCCGUCAGCCCGCCUGACCCUGGGGUGCCGGGAAAGGAAACCGUGGUCUGGUGUUCUGUUGAGAAGCAGGCUUCUUGGUCGGCCGCUCACCCCUCCAAGCACCUGGCUGGGUUUCCAGUGCCUUCAGCUUCAGACCAAAUCCUGCGCUCUCUUCCGCGGCAGGAACACGCAAGGCGUCCACGAGGGCAGGGAGCACCUCGCCAGGCAUGUCGGACCUCACCCCGCCCUCCCCAUCCCGGAUGCCCCCAGGAGCAAGGCCCUGCGCCCGCCCUCUGGCUGGGGCUCCCCCAGUAUAAAAUGCCUGGGAGAGCGGCACAGGACGGACAUCCGUGGAAUUCGUCUCAUCGCCACGCGGACUGGCUCUCCCUGCCGAUGGCGCAGAUGGUGGGAGGCGUCCCGAAAACCCUGUCUCCUCUGGCCGCUCUCACACCGUCACCCACAGCCUGGAAGGAUGCUGGCGGCAUUCACAGCGCCCAGCAGGGUUAAAGGCCGUUUUGGGGAACAUGCCCGUGGAAGAAGAAGAAGGGGAUGGCGGAGAGAGCAGAGGGCGUGCCCUUGACCGCGUGAAGAAGCAGUUUGCACUGUAUGGUGUCGGCACAGAGGAGGGCAUCAGGGAGACCUGGGGCAAGAAGGCCCCUCAGUCGGCGGCCAGCAUUUCCAGGGCCAGAGGGAGGCUUUUGGGGAAGGAGUGCCGCGUCCUUUCUGCUGCCACUUGAUGGUGUGAUGACUCAUCGGAGGCCAGAUUCUCGGCUCCCCAGGGCCUCUUCCAAACAGGAUGCUGGAGACGGAAGACCAGUGGCAAGUCCUGUCUGGGGGACGGUGCAGAAGGUCUCAAACAUGACAUCUUCACGUGGGACCCGAAUCUGGCGCCUGCUCACAACAGCCACUUAGAGAAUGGGGGUCACCCCUCCCCCCAUGUCCUUGACACUCUCAGGACGGUGCGCAUACCCCACCUCCUGCGAAGGCGGAGGCAUGAGGAAACGGGUAGCUUCCCAAGCCAAACUCUUCUCCCCGUUUGUGGGGCUGCCGGACCACACCCGCCAAGGACGAGUGUCAGGGGCCCUGGGGUGCCUGCGAGUCUCCCUCUGCAUUAGACACACCCCGGGGUGCUGGCAUCUUUAACCUUAUGUGUCCAACACGCUCUCCACCGAGCAUGUUGUUCAGCCUCUGGAAACUUUGCUUGUGGUUUGUGUCUUUGAUCCGUAACAUGGGUAACAUGGCAGUGUUUGCCCGUCUUAGGGUGUGCAGGCUGCUAAAACAACAGAGCCCAGACCCGCUGGCUUAGAAACAACAGGCAUUUAUUUCUCCCAGUUCUGGAGGCUGAAAAUCCAAGAUCGGACCCCAGCAGGGUCGGCUGAAGGCCCUCUUCCGGUGACUAGAUUUCUUGUAUCCUUAUGUGGUGGAAGGGAGUAGAGGGAGGGAAGGGGGAGCUCUCUGGGGUCUCUUGCAUAAGGGCACUAAACCCAGCCAUGAGAGCCCCACCCUCAGGACCUAAUCACCUCCCUGUGGCCCCACCCACCUUCUAAUAUUACCAGCUUGGGGGGUAGGAUUUCAACAAGUGAAUUUGGAGAAGACACAAGCAUUCAGACCCUAGCACUGGCUCUGUGGUAAGUUUUCCAUGAGGAAAUUGUGUAAAACAUUCAGAUUCAUGCCUGCUGUACGCCAAAACUCACACUAACUGGUAGCUCUACCUGCCAGUGUUCUCAUUUGCAAAACAGGAUCAACAACACCCAUCCCAUCCUACGUGGGAAGGGAGUUUAAAUCUAUAAGGUUGAGUCCUGUGAAAUAGUCAAUAUAUAUUUUUUUUAAAAAUCUAUCUUUAUUGAUUUCAGAGAGGAAGGGAGAGAGAGAGACAGAAACAUCA